Molecule: messenger RNA, 1924 nt
Organism: Gymnodraco acuticeps
Lineage: Eukaryota; Metazoa; Chordata; Actinopteri; Perciformes; Bathydraconidae
Gene: tagapb
Product: T cell activation RhoGTPase activating protein b
Exons: 2
Source: RefSeq, a predicted model, not a curated record
UAUUUGUUGCAGGUCACAAAGCUAACCAAGUACCUGAUUGAGCAUUGUGAGAUCGUUGGGGAGAAUAUCCCAAAUCUGCUGGACACUGAUGAAGACUCGCUGUGCUCCCAGCACCAUGACUCAGCGUACGACAGCACUGACCUGGAUGGAGAUGCAGAGAGCGGGUCGUCCUCCUCCAGGGAGGGUCGUCCCAUCUCCACCACCUCCUCCUGGCCCGCUGAGGCCGAGUUCAACUCAAAACCACCAUUCAGCCGCCGCUGCUCCGAGCCCAUCAUCCUGCUCUCAGCUGACCUGCAGAGCUACUGCAGCCACUCCAGGAGCCACGACGACUGCUCGCUGGAGAGGACGCACUUUGAGGAGCAGCCACUCAGAAAGCAGAUCUCAGACGACUCCUUCCUGCUCAGAGAACGAGGUGGAGCAAAACAGGUGUUGUCCUUUCCAAAACUGAGCAGCAGCUCCAACAUGGAUCACCUGCCCUACAUGGCAGCGAACUGCUCCUGCUCCUCUCUGGAGAGCGCCGCCUCUAAUCAGUCAGAAGGCUCUGUUUUCACCAGCUCUCCCGUGGGGUCGCCAGCCUGCACCCGGAGAGAAAACAAAACCAUUGAGCAGGACAUUCCAAGGCCGAUUCCAGAUGAGAAAAAACGUUCACAGUCCAUGAGAGUUGUUAAAGUCCUCAUGAGGACCAGGAGCUUAGGAGCCUUCAGCAGGAGCAGCUUGAAGAAGGACUCUCAGAAGGAAAACUCCUUCCCCUGUGAAACUCUGCAGGAGGACUCUCAGAGUGAAGCAGAUCAACCGGCUAAGCCCAAACCUCGCCCUUUGUCCGCCUUUGAAGUGUUCAAGCAGGUGGACAGCAAGAUCCCCUGCAGACCCCCGUCGUACGUGCAGGCGGUGCAGAACGCCGGUCCUCCUCCACGGUACGGAUCGAUGACUGUACACGACGCCAUCGAGCAGGGGAGAAGGUCCCGGCCUUCCUCUGUAAAUUAUGACUUCCCAGGCACCAGCUCAGUCUGUCAGUACAGAGACUCUUUCCCUCAGGAGGCGCAGGACAAGGCUAACGUCCAGCAGCGGCAGCCUUUCCGUCAGAGAGCGAUGUCGGAGUCCGUGUCCGCAGGUCGCCGAGAGGCCGUGUCCCGGAGAUGCAGCCAGCCUGUGUUUGAGGAAUUUUGUUACGCCAAGGAGUCUUAUGUUUGAAUGACUUUACACAGAUUGGAAUUUUAGAUAUAUACAAACAUUUAUCAGUGGGCAUAGCCGAAGAUCUGGUUUUCAAACUUCACUACAGCAACCCUGCAAACUUAUUUUAUUUUUAACUCAUUCAGAGAAAAGCAUUUGUGAUCUUUGCUGAUUUAGAGAACAUAAUAUUGUGAGUACUUUGCUUCAUAAUAGCAGCUACUCCCCUUUUCACUGUUCUUGGGUUGUUGAGACAGAGGAAAUGUGAUUUAAGGCUCUGCCCACUGAGCAGAAUUGCUUGUAUAUGUCCAGAUAUUCCAAUCUUUAUUUUAUCACUGUUUCACUUUAAAUGAAUGUCAUAUGUGCCGCCUCUGUGGUUGCACUUUCUCAGUAGUACCAUUAAGAGUACACCACUUAAAAGAGAUGUAUUAUACGUAUGACAGGUAGUCUAUCACGAUGAAGCUAUGAAAACACAGUUGACCGUGGAUCAAAUAUGCUAUGAGUUUUCAUUUUCUAUGUUGUAGUUGUGAUGUCUACAGUAUUGCUAAUGAUAUUUUUGCUUUUUGUAAAUCCUCUUCUAAUGCAUUGUAUUUUUCUUCCACUACACUAAAGCACUUUUUCUUGUGAUAGACUAUGCUUUGUAUGCUAAAUUGUAAAUAAAAUAAGAUAGAUGUAAUCUUUGUCAAGCGGUUUUCCAGAUGGUUUGAGUUCUAAUGGAAGAAAAUAACGCAAUAAAAGAAAAUAACAAAAGAAAAAA